Molecule: messenger RNA, 2418 nt
Organism: Diprion similis
Lineage: Eukaryota; Metazoa; Arthropoda; Insecta; Hymenoptera; Diprionidae
Gene: mthl5
Product: probable G-protein coupled receptor Mth-like 5
Exons: 2
Coding region: 315-1757 (480 amino acids)
Biological process (GO): cell surface receptor signaling pathway
Cellular component (GO): membrane
Molecular function (GO): transmembrane signaling receptor activity
Source: RefSeq, a predicted model, not a curated record
GCAGUGAGUGCUCGGAAAUUCGAAUGAGGGUGGAAAGGGACAUAAAGGUAAACAAGUCUGAUCGAAUGACCGAAAUUCCUUAACUCCUGUUUUCGGAUACAUGUUCGGGGAAUAGAGGGAAUAGACAUGAGUGACCGAACCGGAUACGACACGGGUGAUCGUUCUACGUUCUGUAAGGAAUCCGGGCCGGUAUAACGAAUUACCGUUAAAUCGUACAACUGUCAAAUCCAAGUGAUAUAAGGAGAAUAAAGACGUCGCGCCGACAACGGGAACCGUGGCUCGCGUGAUACUGAAAUUCAAUAUAAUUGAAUGAGAUGCACACUAUGGUCAUCGAAAUAACACUAAUAAUCGUUCGUAUCGCAGUUGGCUUGGCCAUGUAUCAAGGAUCCUCGGCAUCAUCCUCAAACGAAGAUAGCGUCGCUUCCAUAAAAAUCGGGAAGUGCUGCGAAUCCAACGAACUGAUUGUCGAUGAUCGAUGUACACCGAUAGGAGAAGCGACACACGGAGAAGGACUGUGGAGGCCGACAUUUACCAACGAGGAUGGACGUCGAUUAAACGUCCAGCCAAAAUUUGAAUUCAAAUUUGGUCUACCAAAGUGUAAAAAUAACGAAAGACAGUGGAAGAUAUACAACGCUCCAAACCCUCCCAACAUGGAUUUAUUAAAAAUCCUCUCGUCUGGAAAGCUGCGACAUUGCACCCAGUGUAACUUCGACAAUACGGACUGGACUGCCGAUGAGCUGGCGGAAGAUGAACAGGAGAAUGCCAAAAACAAGAGAUACUACGACUAUGAGUUUGGAACCUACUGUGCUGACAAGAUAAUAUUACGCAAGGAAAACAUCUCAACAUUCUAUGCACGUGUAUGUUUGCCGAUAAAGAAACACGUCAUGCAUACAGACACAAUGAUGCGGCGAAUUAUAGAUCCAUCGUUUCGAGCUAUCUCCGUUGCCUGCUAUCUCUUCGUUGCGGUUGUAUACUUUGUUUUACCGCAGUUGAAGAACUUGAUUGGAAAUAUUGUAACGAGUUUGAUGCUGUGCCUUGUGACAAAUCAUUGUGCGGCAAUGGUUAGAAUUUUUCCUGAAUUUGGCAGCCAUGUGAGCUUUUUGAUCGCAGAUGUGGUUAUGUAUGUGUCACUGAUGUCCGCAUUCUUCUGGUUAAGCAGUUUGGGCUACUAUAUAUGGAAGACUUUUAGAUCACGCAAUAUUUUCCUCCGCUCGACCGAUGGAAAAAAGUAUUGUUACUACUCUCUCUAUGUGUGGUCCCUAACCGCAGUUAUAGGAACAAUGGCGAUUUUCUCUCACUUUAUGUUAGACACGAACAAACCAAUAAUAGCCGACACGCCAGACAUCCCCCAGGAAACCAUAGGGUGGCUGGCUGUGGCAGUUCUUUUCACGCCCGUCGCAUUCAGUGUUAUUUUUAAUGUAUGGUUCGUUGCGACGACCACAAAUUUUAUCAAACGAAUGAACACGUAUGGUAGAAUUCAUCAUAAAAUGAAGUAUAGUUUCAGAAUGUUUGUAUUUCUAUUUAUUAUCAUGGGCGUCGCCUGGUCAUUUACCCUACUUUCCUGGAUGAGAUCCGAAUUGGAAUACUGUUCCAUUGUCAUAAAUUUGUUGCAAGCCAUUCUAAUUCUGUAUGUAUGCGUGUUUGGUCAAAGAAGAGUCACUUGCUUGUUAAGAAAAACGUGCAACUGCUGCAGUCCAGGUGAGGCGACUCAGGGUCUUGACUGGGGUGAAGAAAUGACAGCUAUGAACCUGGGUUAGCUAUGUUGCACAUUGCCAAGUCCCUACGGCUGAUUAAUAAUUUCAUUGUCAACUAGUUCGUGAAAUCUACAUUCCACAAAUGAAUCUAUUUUUCCCAUGACCUGAUAAGUCUUUUCCAUUCCACCGUACUAAUGCAAAUCUAGAACCUCGAACAUUUCAUUGGCAGCAGCCUCACUAUCCACAUAAAUUCCAAUCAUUCCGAAUGACACAAAUUUCAGCAGUAGGGGUACUUUGUUUCUAAAAUUUCAAGCAAUUUUUACAAUUAGCCCGGUCCGAUAAUCAAAUCCUUUGAUGCAAUCGCACCGUAUCCAAGUACUUAACUAAUUAUAUACAUGUUGCUGUUUGAGUCGUCAUGCGAGACUGAUAAAACAAAUUAUGAAGUAUAUUAGCCUGUCACAUGGUCUUGUAAAAAGUUUAUUCCAACUUCGAGUAGCACAUCUAUUGUUAAGUAAAGGAAAUUUCUCAAUUAGUAUUAGGACCAAGCUCAUCGAUUGAAGAGUAACUCUGUACCUUGCACAGUGCCUUUGUUUUGGAAUAUUUAAUGAUAAUAUUUACAGAACACUAAUGCACUUUAAGGCUCUCUCACUUAUUUAGCGUAACGAUCUCAAAUCUUUAUAUAUAAAUCUACUAAUUGACAUGAAUAAAAAUUUUUUAAUCUGCA